Messenger RNA from Aedes aegypti (yellow fever mosquito), 4123 nucleotides. RefSeq lists its product as uncharacterized. The coding region runs from base 1044 to 3566 and encodes 840 amino acids. Gene Ontology annotation, molecular function: acyltransferase activity, transferring groups other than amino-acyl groups. The record is from RefSeq and is a predicted model, not a curated record. Lineage: Eukaryota; Metazoa; Arthropoda; Insecta; Diptera; Culicidae. The transcript has 10 exons.
UUCUGUAGUGGCCUUUUGACCGCGCUCGGUGCUUUCAUUCGCUUUGCGUCCGUCGAUCGCUUCGGAGUUGUAGUCUAGUUGCAGUCGUCGCAGCAGAAGUAGAAGUCGGUGACAGAUGGCGCGCAAGUGGUCCAUCGGAUUAUAACAACGAUCUUCAACGGUACGGACUCGGUCAUUUAGCGUUACGUGCUAAUGCGGAUCGGACGUGUGUAACUUCUCACCUUUUUGGGGGACUGAAGUGCUGUAGUGUUGCAUUUCUCAAGUGCUAGAAAAGUGCGUGUGCAUCCGAAGAGCUUCCUGGGCGUCACGCGAACAUCCAAUCCAAAGAUUAUUUGUUAAGUUUGAGAGUACCGCGAUCGAGUGCCCACUAAAUUGCAUGUGUUACGAAGUUGUGAGCUAACCGCAAGUUAGCAGAGAGUGGGCCCAAAAGCGCGUCGAGUGUUUCUGGCCAUUUAUCCGAGAGUUUUUUUUUACUGUAUCUCGUCAUACAUGCGUCUUGCCAAUCACGCCGAUCGCCUUCGUCGUUGAGAGGUGAUAAUAAAUAUUACGUAAGAAAGUAAGCCAAAUUUUUGGGUCGCGCAGAAGCAAGAGCCGCCUAAAGAGCUCGAAAAGAAGCGGGUGAAACGAUAAAUGUAAGAAAAGUACCAAAAGGCAAAACAACGCACGUGAACCAACAUUACUCAAUGAAAGAAGCCUGUUCCGGCCGAAGUCCACACUUCUCUCUCGCGAUCGGCUCCGUUUAUCAUUGAAAGGGUCUUUUCGUCGAGUGGACACCAUCCGAAGAACCAUCCGAAAUGUGCAACGUGAUUAUGUGAAGGUUUUGCUGCUGCUCGGUGUGAUUCAUCUCAGCUGAUUGCAGUUGCAGCUUGCAGUGUGUGCCGAAAGUGAAACAAAAAAUAGGCGAACGAAUCUUCGAUUGCCACACUGACUGACUGACUGACUGUCUGGCUCUGACCGACCGCCGAAAAGAACUCGCUCUCGGGUGUGAAGAAAACCGCGCCGCAAAACCAGAUCGGUGAACAAAAGUUGUGUGUGCCGAAAUCAUGGCCCCGAUUCGAUUCGCGUCCCGUGCAUUGAUCUCGACCGUUGUCCUCGUCGUAUUGGUCACCAUUUUUGACCGGGCGAUUUCGUCUACUGCAUCGUCGUCUACUCCGGCGAAGAUCGGCAGCUUGAAUGGCACCAAGUAUCGGUACGAUCCUCGUGUUUCCAAAAGGAACCAAUCGUGUGCUGGGAAGUAUUGUGCCGAAGAAGAAGAUGAUGACACCGGUGGAAUUAUUCUGGGUGCUAGCCGAGCCCUUCGGCAGGAGGGUGUCCUGAAGCAUACUUCGGUUCUGUAUGGACUGAUUUCCAUCGCUGAGAGGGGUGAACUGUCCGAUCGGUGCUAUGACGAGCUGCAGCAAAUCUCCGAGGGAAUUAGGCAGAAGGAAAUCUGGGCACUGAAAGUGUUGGACUCAUCCGGCAUCCAGGAGGCGGGUUUCAUGUGGGGUCACAACCACUGGAUUGGUUCGGAACAAGGCUGCAUCGCUGCACAAACCCCACUGUCGAUCACCCUGUCCGAUCGGUAUCGAAGAAACAUGAAACCGAAUCUGGUUAAGGCCCUCGCUCCGUUCGACGUUGGCUUCCGAAUGGUGUACGCUCAGCAUCAGUCCGCCUGGCAGGUGGAGAUGAAGUUUCUCAGCGAGAACAUUCUGCACAUUGGAGUAUGUGUUCCUCAAUCGUGCUCGAAUGGCGAGUUGUUCAACCUGACCGAAAGGUACUUCGAAGAGCGGAUCAUCCAAGCGCAAGAUGUCUUUGAGUUCCGCCCAAACGUGCUGCAGGUCAAAGAUCUCCAACUGACGGAGAAUUUCUGGAGCAAACCGAGCAUAUUCAUUAUCAGCAUCACGAUCGCCCUAACGGCCAUUAUGGUCUACUUGGCGCAGUGUCGUGAGCAAAAAGCGAACGAAGAAAAAGCAUGUCACUCUUCCGAGUCGGCCACCGUCACGACCUACACUCCGGUGCUGAUGAUGAAUGGACAUUACUCACCUGCGCCGAAAGCACCCUCAACCACCACCUCAGCGCCGAAUGACGACGAGCGGAUGAAGGAAACGACGGCGCCCAAACCGAUGCCCACCCCAAUCCAAACCACCUCCUCCCCGAACUCUCCACCCAAGGACACUUUCAUGGACAAGGUCAUCGACAGCUUCAACGUGCGGCGCAACCUCGCUACAGUGUUCCGCACUGACAUUGGACCACAGUCGCUGCCCGUGAUCUGUGGAAUCAAGUCCAUCUGCUGCUUCCUGAUCUUGUGCUUCCACAUGCAGUGGUACACGUUUUUCACGAUCCAAAACUCGGCCUUGAUGUUCCACUAUGCGGAACAGGUGCGCUACCAGAUAAUCAGCAACGCCCCUCUGCUGGUGGAUGUCUUCUUCGCCAUCAGCGGCUUCCUGGUGACGUACAAUUUCGUGCGAAACCGCAGCAAGAUUCAGGAGGUCAAAUCGAACGGUUUGUGGCAGAACGGAAAGCUCUACGGGAAAAUGCUGCUUCAUCGAUAUCUGAGACUUUCGCCGCUGUACCUGAUGAUCACCGUUAUCGGUGAAGUGAUGACCAGCUACGUCGUGGACAAGUCCAAGUUCUGGGUGCACGAGCGCAGUGAUCUCCGCUGUCAACAGUACUGGUGGCGCAACGUGCUUUACAUCCAGAAUCUCUUCGACAUCGAUGAUCUCUGCCUGAACUGGACCUGGUCAUUGGCCUGCGAGAUGCAGUAUUACAUGAUCUCCGUCGCGCUGCUCUUCGUUUAUGCCAAAAACGCCAAGCUGGGGAAAUCGAUCUACGUCCUGUUCGCGGCGGGAACUUUCGUAUUCAACAUGGCCAUUACGAUGAUGUACCACUUUGUCCCGUCGUACGAUGUGCUGUACAACACUGGCAGUGCCCUGUACGUGGCUCCUUGGGCGCGCAUGUCUCCCUACGUGGUGGGCGUGUACUUUGGGUGGCUCCUGGCAGCGGCCCGUGGCAAGCUGCAAAUUACUGAGAAACAAUACCGCAAGUACUGGAUCCUGGCCUGCCUAGCAGUAUUCAUCAGUAUGCAUUCGACCUUCAAGCGCAAUUUCCCGUACCCGUUGGCUUCGACCGUCAUGGUAAUGGUUCGGCUAUUCGUGGCUUGGGCUGCCUGCUGGACCAUUAUUGCCACCUCGACCGGUUAUUCGAAUAUAGUGACCCGAUUCUUAUCAUCGAAAUUCUUCAUCCACACCAACAAGUUGACUUACGGAAUCUACCUGCUGAACCCGCUGAUCAUCACCACCGUGUUCGGGCUCUCCGAUGGAAGUGCCAAUGCUGAUCCCAUCCCAACGCUGGUGAUGGCCGUCGGGGUCACCGUGCUGUCCUACGUAGCAGCCCUGGCGUUCACGGUGCUGUUCGAAAUCCCGUACUGCACGAUAUCGAGUGAAAUUCUGAAACUGAAGAAGAAACCCAGCUCGACGACCCCUCCGCUGUCCCCUUCACCAUCGACGGCCACGAUUGGAGCGAAGUUCGUGGAGGAUUCCAUAGAGUCGACUUUGAUCGGUAAGGACGAGAGCAAGAAGAUCGAUUGAUGAGCAAACACGAACGGAAGCAGAAUAGCACACUUUCGGGAUUUCCGGAUAAUUAAGGAAAUUCGGUUUUCCACCGGUUAAUGUGAUACACGAGGAGUGAAAUGACGCAACGAUGAAAGAUGGACAAAAAAAUCUCUUGUUUUUAGCUAAGCUUACAAUACCACCGGAUUUCGCACUGAUCUACUGAUGGGAGGGAAGACAUUAAAAAUGAUAGGAUUUUUUAAGUGGGAAUUUUCGAGAAGAUUUUUUAACCUGUAAUUGUUUUUUUAAGGACUGCUUAGCAUUAUUUAUUUGUAUUGUUAAUCGUUGGCAAGGCAUUACUUUUUCCACUUUAUUUAAUUAGUGCUCGCAUAGCUAAUGAUUGUAUGUUCCUGGAAAGUAGUAUCGAAAUCAUGAAAACAAAAACCUGUAUUUAAGUAACCUCUAUUGAAGAAGUGAAUAUACACUUCUGUUGAACAAAAGUGAAAUAAAGUAAGUGAAAAUGCCAAAGCUCACCGUGACAACACGAAACAGGUUGUCAUGAAUGAAGCUGCAUUUUUAUGUGUAAAUAGUCUAAA